Chlorella variabilis is the source of this 480-nucleotide messenger RNA. RefSeq lists its product as hypothetical. The record is from RefSeq and is a predicted model, not a curated record. The transcript has 6 exons. NCBI's taxonomy places the organism in Eukaryota, Viridiplantae, Chlorophyta, Trebouxiophyceae, Chlorellales, Chlorellaceae. Bases 1 to 480 code for a protein of 159 amino acids.
AUGGGCGAUUUGAAUCCCACAAUUGACUGGAGCGCAGUGGAGUGCUUGAAUCAGAAGCCAGGACAUGGCAUCGAUUUUGCUUUGAAGCAGGGCCUCCGGGAGGACGAUGGGCUGUACCUGGAGAGCGACACAGACGAGCAGCUGCUCAUACACAUCCCCUUCAACACCGCCUGCAAGCUCUCCGGCUUUGCCCCCAAGCGGGUCAAGCUCUUUGUGAACCGGCCAACCAUCGGGUUCAGCGAGGCGGCAGACAGCGCGGGCGUGCAGGAGUUUGACUUGACAGAAGCGGACCUGGAGGGGCAGCAGCUGCCGCUCAAGUGGGUCAACGUGCUGACUGUGUUCAUAGAGAGCAACCAGGGGGACGAGGAGACCACGAUAGUGCAGAAGGUGGCGGUGUUUGGGUCGGGCGGCGACACAUUCAAUGUGGCGGAAAUCAAGGAUGUCUCAAAGGCCAGGAGCGGCGCUGGUGCUUGGCGGUAG